Messenger RNA from Tachysurus fulvidraco (yellow catfish), 6477 nucleotides. It is a transcript of the gene kpna6, whose product is annotated as karyopherin alpha 6 (importin alpha 7). The transcript is spliced from 14 exons. Gene Ontology annotation, cellular component: nucleoplasm; nucleus; cytoplasm. The record is from RefSeq and is a predicted model, not a curated record. Gene Ontology annotation, molecular function: nuclear import signal receptor activity; protein binding. Gene Ontology annotation, biological process: NLS-bearing protein import into nucleus. Bases 154 to 1767 code for a protein of 537 amino acids. Lineage: Eukaryota; Metazoa; Chordata; Actinopteri; Siluriformes; Bagridae.
CUCGUUUCGUUAAGUUUGUCCUUUCCAGCGCUUCGUAGAUCUCCGACAUAUUGUUUGUGGGGAGCGAUUUCUUGAAGACCCUGAGGGAGCGAAGAUUAUUUCCUUUACAUCAUUACAGGGCGUCCAAACUACUUAUUUUGUAAAGUCAGCAAGAUGGAACCGUCAGCGAGUCCUGCGAAGGAUAACUACAGGAUGAACCGCUACAAGAACAAAGCUCUUAACCUGGAGGAGAUGCGCCGGAGACGAGAAGAGGAAGGCAUUCAGCUGAGGAAACAGAAAAGAGAACAGCAGCUGUUUAAGAGGAGAAACGUGGAGUUGCUGAACGAGGAAGGAGGAAUGUUCGACAGCCCUCUCAUGGACGCUUACGUCAGCUCCAGCACAGCAUCAGAAGGAGUCAUAACGAGAGACAUGGUGGAAAUGCUCUUCUCAGACGAUCCUGAACUGCUGCUGGUUACCACUCAGAAAUUCAGAAAACUGCUGUCCAAAGAACCGAACCCACCCAUCGACGAGGUCAUCAGCACUCCAGGAGUCGUAAACAGAUUUGUAGAGUUCCUUGAAAAAAGCACUGAUAGCACAUUACAGUUCGAAGCAGCAUGGGCACUGACCAACAUCGCCUCAGGAACGUCUCAACAGACCAAAUUCGUGAUCGAGGCGGGCGCCGUGCCGGUGUUCAUCCAGCUGCUCAACUCCGAGUUCGAGGACGUCCAGGAACAGGCGGUGUGGGCAUUAGGGAACAUUGCAGGAGACAGUGCCAUGUGCAGAGACUUCGUACUGAACUGCGAUAUCCUUCCUCCACUGUUAACGCUGCUGACCAAAUCGACUCGACUCACGAUGACCAGGAACGCCGUGUGGGCGCUCUCUAACCUGUGCAGAGGCAAAAGCCCACCUCCUGACUUUGAAAAGGUGUCUCAGUGUCUGCCCGUACUGUCCCGCCUGCUGUUCAGCAGCGAUCCCGAUCUGUUGGCCGACGCAUGCUGGGCUUUGUCCUACCUCUCAGACGGACCCAACGAGAAGAUCCAGGCAGUGAUCGACUCCGGAGUCUGCAGGAGACUCGUAGAACUGCUCAUGCAUUCAGAUUAUAAAGUAGCUUCUCCGGCUUUAAGAGCCGUCGGAAAUAUCGUCACUGGAGAUGACAUUCAAACACAAGUGGUACUGAACUGCUCAGCUCUACCAUGCCUCCUUCACCUGCUCAGUAGUGCAAAGGAAUCUAUCAGGAAGGAAGCCUGCUGGACCAUCUCCAACAUCACAGCAGGAAACCGAGCUCAGAUACAGACGGUCAUCGAUGCAAACAUCUUCCCCGUGCUGAUCGAAAUCCUCCAGAAAGCCGAGUUUCGCACCAGGAAAGAAGCAGCAUGGGCCAUAACUAACGCUACGUCAGGAGGCACACCCGAGCAAAUCCGGUAUCUAGUGAAUUUGGGCUGCAUUAAGCCCCUGUGCGAUCUGUUGACGGUGAUGGACUCUAAGAUCGUGCAGGUCGCUCUGAACGGACUGGAGAAUAUUCUGAGGCUGGGAGAGCAGGAAGCCAAACAGAACUGCAGCGGCCUCAAUCCUUACUGCAGUCUCAUAGAGGAGGCCUAUGGUCUGGACAAAAUUGAGUUCCUACAGAGCCAUGAGAACCAGGAGAUCUACCAGAAGGCCUUCGAUCUCAUCGAGCACUACUUCGGUGUGGAGGAGGAAGACGCCGCUCUGGCUCCACAGGUGGACGAGAACCAGCAGCAGUAUCUUUUCCCUCAGCAGGAGGCCCCCAUGGAGGGCUUCCAGCUCUAAUCCACCUCCGACACCCUUUUAGGCUCCGUACGACGCGUCCAGGUCCUUCCCGUGCCCGUAAUCUGUACUGCAGGCUGUAUCUCAUGUGCCCUCAGCGCAGCCAUACAAGCAGAUUUAAAACUAAACCGACCUGAAAGGAAGCGCACUGCUUGCUGAUGAACUUUACCACUGUUUUCCCUCAUACGAGACUUCAGGAGCUGGGUUUUUAUUUCAUUUUAUUCUGUCUUAAUUUAAGUAGUGCCACUUACAUAUUGGAUAAAAAAUAUUUAUAUAUAUAUCUAUAUAAAUUCUUUUCCGGUUCUAAAGCUACCUUAUUGGGCACACAUUCCCAUCAGCAUCUCAUAACCCCGGUGUUUUCCUCUGCUUUCAUUUGUCUCGGUUUUUAACCCCACGUGCACAGGCCUUUGGAAAGCCAUGAGCUCGUGAGGGUUUCAUAGGCGUGGCUUCAUACCAAGACGACCGUAGAUCGCCGUCGGAAGACACGUCGAAAGAAGUUAGAGGCUUUUUUUUUUGUGCACUUUAGAAUAGCACUUGUAUUUUUCUCUCUCGCUCUCCUUCUGUUUAUGAUCUUUACCGUUUUGGUUUGGGAGUUAAGCUCUGAAAAUUCCUAUUCAGUGUUUAAAACCUCUAGUUCAAAGGUGUAGUGGUAUUUUUUUUUUUUUUUUUUUUGAAAGGCAGAAUAAUUAGUCGUCUACUGUUUUGUGGUGUGCGGUGAUCUGAAAACCUUUAGAUUUUGCAAAUCCCAUGUGUUUUAUUCAUUAUAGAAGAAGAGUGCAUUGCAUAGGACUGGUGUUUCACAAGGCUUUAGCACAAAUCCUUAGGUUUGUGUGUGUGCACGUGCGUGUGUGUGUGUGUGUUUUGGGUUACACACCAACACCGCCGUUCUGCUUUCCCUUGAAGUUUUUGGGGGUUUGGUUUUCUGUUGUUGGUGUUUUUUUUUCCCCCCUUCUUUCCGCUCUGUUACUAAGACGGUGAUGCAGACUGUGUCAAGAUCUUUCUCUCAGAGUUGCAUGGUUUUCAUUCUUGCAUUAUUCUAUUAACAGUUUUCGUUUCAGUUUUAUUCCUUCCAUCAGCAAGUAUUUUCACGAUUGCACUCGACCUUAUGCUCCCUGUUGCUUGGGUUUUUGUUUUUUUGUGGUCUUUUUCUUUAAAGGUAUUUGUUUAAUUAGUUAUUAAGUUGUACUGGCAGGUUGGCACGGAGUUUGGCAAGGGAUAUAUAUAUAUAUAUCUAUAUCUAUUGGCUAACCUGUAGAUGAAAAAUACACACGCACACAAAAUAACACGAAGGAGAAAACUGCUUCUAGAACUUUCUUCCACAGCUUUUCUGACUUCACUGUUCAUUUUCAUUCGUACGUCAUUCACGGCAGGUCUCCACGCAGCAUGUACGUGUACGAAGAAAAUUCAAAUAUUUUCAAAUAUACAAAGCAUUUUUCUCCUCUGUGUUCACUACACUGACCACUGACUCGUGCGUUAACGUACGCGUGGACAACUGAGCGAAGGAUCGAGAACGGCGUGCGAGACAGCGACUGACUGAUGUUCUGUGAUGCAGCGGGAAGGUCUUUUUCGAUUGUAACCUGGUAGCGACAUCCUAGUAUGGUAAAUGUAGUUUACACGAGUGUGUGCUAUACGUAUGCAGACCUAUUUAACACGUGCGUGUCAUCCAUGUUUCGGUGUAAUGCAUGAUCGGUGUCCAGGACGACGUGCUAGCGUACGUGAGUGUUUGUUUUUUUUGUUUUUUCUUUUUACUUUAGCUGAAUAUGAAUAAAAAUCAUGCCUGAAACUUUAUUUACCAGAACUGUGCUGCCAUUCACCAGAGGUUUAUUAUUUUUUUUCUCCCCUCUGUAAUUCAUAAAAAUUAACUGGAAAAAAAAUCAGACACUUUUUUUUUUUCUCCUCAUGUCAGUUAAUUUCCUGUCACCUUAUCGGUACACACGAGAUCGAAUCCUCUGGUGAACGACUGCAUUCCAUAAAGGCAAAAUCGACGUAGACGUCCGAGCAUGAGAACAGUUUCUAGCAGAAGUUAGUGGAUUACAAAGUAAAGGAAACGAAAGCUUUUGAUCCGUAGUUAGUGUCGCGUUGUGAAAUCUUUGCUCGUGGUUGUUUUUUUUUCUCUCUCUCUUUUAGUGGUUCAGCUCUGCUUGUUUUGCCAUUGAGCUUAGUGCAUGAAAAUGUUAGCCGUUUCCCAUAGCGUGGCAUUCAGCAUUUGUUUAAAAGAAGAAAAACACACAUUUUUUUUACAACGCAGUUUACAGUAUCGCAAUUCUACUCAUCUUUACAACAACUCGAUGGAAAAAUCCACCCUGAUUGAAUUUGUGCUCGUCGUUAUGAUUACAUCUUCAGUGCCAUCCGGCGAGUUUACGCUUCUGCCUGGUUUCGCUUUGUUUCCUACCCAAAAUUACCCGAUGGUGAAACAGCAGGAGUUGAAUCUUUACCUGCCUGAUGCAGCGACGCUUUACUGAUUUAGUCUGUGCAUCUCUCGCCUCGUCCUCCGUUCACUCUGAUCAGACCUUCCAGAGCUCCGACUUCACCAUCGCGCCCAUCGUCUCUCAGAUCGUGGACUAGCCGAGUGCCCUAUAUUUAACUAAAUUGAUCAACAACAGAUUAACCGCGCUGUCGUGUAAUCAUCAAAUUCACCCAAGCGUAGAGGACACAGAGCUGCGCUCAGUACAUUACUGACAGUCUAGAAAUAACUAGCUUGUGUAUAGUUUGUGAAUCUCCUCCACCGUCAUCUUGGUCAUUCAUACAAAUCAGAUCGGUUCUGUUCAGUCGGACACAAAAUAAACACAGCACGAGUAAAAGCUUUCUUAAACACCUGUAACAGCGAUGACUCCCUGUGACCUCCACAACCACGACUUCUCCAUCAGAUAUCUUUAGACCCGCGUUUAGCGUUUUUCAGGGUGGAUUUUUUUCUUAAGUGUAGAUUUUUUUCGAAACUCGUUCUAUUUGAGUCAUUUUUAUCAAACCGUGGAUUCAGCUGUUGCUUUGACAAACAGCACAAUUUAUCAACAGAGAUGUAGUAUGAUUUAUUUUCCCGUAAAACGCCGAUUGAGCUCCGGGAACGGCCGAAGCACAGGGAUACAUCAGAGCAUUUAUCUGCUCUCGGAUCUUUCUGUGCGUCUUUUGUUAGGGGAGAAAAGAGAAACAUUUGACCCUGUACCUGUCGUACUUAAAGGGAUUCUGCAGCUAUGCGUACACGUUUUGGUGGAGGGGGUGGGAUGGGUGGGGCUAGAGUGGGCGGGGCUACGUAGUGGAUCAUGAUACCGAAAAAAAAUAUAUAUUGAUUUCAACAACAAAAAAAAAAACAAAAAAAAAAAAGCACUCCUUUUCACUAAAGUGCCAAUCAGACCAACGAAGACUGGUGGCUGAUGAUGUAUAUCGAUUCGUCUGAUUAAAAAAAAAAUUCUUCUUCAUUUCUUUAUUUACUUGAAUGUGCACAUAUUUGUGCCGAUGUUGCUGCUCUUGUUAUUUUUCAUAUCUUUCUAGUAAUCACAUUAAGAGGUUACAUUCUCUCAAGUAGUUUCUGUAGACAUGUGACCGUCUGCUGUUUGUACACCAAAUUGGUAAACUGAAAAAAAAAUAAAUAAAAAGAAAGAAAGAAAAAGAAAUUUAAAUGCUAAUUUAAUUUAAAUUAUGCUGGACUAAUUUGCAUUUUUAAUCAAAAAUUUUCCCCCCUAUUUCUUUGCUUUCAUAACAUUAAUAAAAUUAAAAAAAAAAAAAAAAGUACCCUUUCAUACUGAGAUCCAAAUAGCAUAGUUUUUGUUUUUUUAUCUUGUUUCCUGCGGCUCUGUGUCGCGGUUGCUUGCAUUUCUACAGUUUCGGUAUCGAAUUCUACAGCAGUGUCUAAGUAAUCUGGUCUUCUCAGUCACUGAAGACAAUUCAGUUCAAACAGGUUUCACUUUCAGGGAAGAAACGCAGGUGGAUCAAUUGCCUGUAGAAACCGCUCCAAAAUUCACCAUGUGCAGGGAAUAUACCUAGUUUCAGUUCAGGCUGAAGCACGUCCUUUAGAGAGAUUAUCAGAUCAGGGCUUCAGAUGUUUAAAAAAAAAUCAAUACAAGUUGCAUUUCAAUCAGAAAAUUCUGCGGACCUGUUCUGGACUUGUCGUCGUUGUUGUUGUUGUUGUUAUUGUUGUAAUUGUUGGCACAAUUUCCUGAUGCUCACCCUGAUUAAACACUGACUUCCAAGAAGUGCAAAAAUUGCUAAAGGCCACAUUAUGUACAGUCGAGGCUUUCUGGUCUUCCGUCCUAGAUCUUGUAGAUGAUUAUAUCUUCGAGACUUUUUGUCUCCUCCAAAUCCAAAGCCUAAUGCUUGGCUGUAUCAUUAAAUACAAGUAUAUUAAAAAAAAAAAAAAAACGUAUAUAUAUCUAAAAAAUACAAUGAAAAGGCAAACUCAUAUGUUUACAAUGCUACAUGUUUAUUCUUAUUAAAAUUGUCAAUCUGUUCAUUUGACCCUGGUGAAGUUUGGUGUCCUGAUCCUGCGAUUCCUUUUUAUUUUAAAGGUAUUUAUAGAUCUGUUUUCUGUCGUCUCCUUUUGCCAACUAUUUACCAUCUCAUACUGUGACUGACUUGACUUUACCGACCGUAUGAAUGAGCGACACACAUGAACAUGUACAUUUAACGAUACUGUACAAAUGUUUUAAGGAGAUUUAAAAGGUUUGUUCAGAAUGCAAAUAACAUGCAAAAAAAUAAAAAUAAAGAAAGACAAAUAUUGCA